GACCCUCCCUGCUGGCGCCGCCGAGGGCGAGGCCUACCUUUUCUUCGACGGCGGGACUCGCAGCGGGGACAUCCCGCCGUACAGGGUAAACAAGCUGAUGGCGCAGGCCGACGUCUUCCAGGCUGGGCUUGUGCCGCCGGUGGACGCUGCACCUGAGGGCGGCGCCCGCGACGCGGGCGGGGCCCCCGCGGCGGCGGGCCCCCUCGCGCCGGCUGCGCGGCAAGCAACCGCCUGCGCUGGCCGCCCUGGAGGACGCGAGGCGCCGCCCGCGGAGGUGGCUGUCGCUGGAUCGCAGGGCAUCGCGGUCGUCCAGGGCGUGGGCGUUCACGUCGAGUGGGUCGAGCUCGAGCAGCUGGACGGCUACGCCGAGGCGCGAGUUGCUCAGCUGCGGCGCGCGCUGUGGUCGCCUCCGCCUAGGGCGCAAGUGCAGGGCGGCGAGGGCCUGGGCGAGGCAAUCGUGACGGCCCAGGCGCUGGUCAGCCGGGCCCAGCGGUCGCUGCGGUCCAAGGCGGACAACGGUGUCUGGCUGAAGGGGCAGCUCGGGCGGCUCGACAGCCCGGCGCUCGAGGCGCUCGUCAAGGACAUCUUCGCCGAGAAUGGCGUGCUCAAGGUGAAGCCCAGCGACGCGAUGGCGCGGCUGGCUCGCCUGGGAGACGCCUCGGACGCAGGGCAGGCCAAGAGCGAUGGUGGCGCUCGCGUGCUGGCCAUCUGCCAUCUGCAGGACUCCCCUUGGCAUCGGGCGCCGCGACUUCAGUGCGUCCGUCGAGGCCAUGCAGGAGUCGUCUUGGGUGGAUUGGCCUCUGAGAGGCCCGCGUUCGCGCCGUCGUUCAUCGUCGAGCACUUCCAGACUCCUGAGCAGCGGCGCGCUCGAUUCCUGGCCGCUGCGGGGCUCCAGCCGACGGGCGUCGGCGUGGGCGAGCGCGCGGAGGUGAUGAAGAUGCUGUAUUUCGGCGCG
This is a messenger RNA of Prorocentrum cordatum, 955 nucleotides long. Lineage: Eukaryota; Dinophyceae; Prorocentrales; Prorocentraceae. The record is from the annotation of a GenBank genome assembly.